AUGGAGCUGAACAAGAUGGUGAUGGUGAAGAAGGUGACUGUGUUGGCUUUCCUAAUAAUUACUUUCACUUCAAAUUUCGCUCAUCCUUAUCGUUUAAACGACGCAACCUCCUUCCUCACCAGUCCAAUGAUGAUGUCGUCGUUGUCUAGGUCGAAAUCUUCAUCAUCGUCUGGAUGCUGCGAUUCCUGUAUCUGCACAAGAUCGAUUCCUCCUCAAUGUCAGUGCCUGGACGUAGGGGAAGACUGCCACUCGGCUUGUGACAAGUGCCUUUGUACGAGGUCCUUUCCUCCACAGUGUCGCUGUUCUGACAUAACUGGCUUCGGCUACGAGUCAUGCAGCUCCUAUACAUGA
This is a messenger RNA of Neltuma alba, 351 nucleotides long. RefSeq names its product Bowman-Birk type proteinase inhibitor-like. Lineage: Eukaryota; Viridiplantae; Streptophyta; Magnoliopsida; Fabales; Fabaceae. Gene Ontology annotation, molecular function: serine-type endopeptidase inhibitor activity. The transcript has a single exon. Gene Ontology annotation, cellular component: extracellular region. The coding region runs from base 1 to 351 and encodes 116 amino acids. The record is from RefSeq and is a predicted model, not a curated record.